Molecule: messenger RNA, 1599 nt
Organism: Ilex paraguariensis (yerba mate)
Lineage: Eukaryota; Viridiplantae; Streptophyta; Magnoliopsida; Aquifoliales; Aquifoliaceae
Source: the annotation of a GenBank genome assembly
AUGCGCUUAGGAGCUUUGAACUACAAUCAUAAUGAAGCCAUUACUAACGUGGCCCAAAAUGGCUCAAUCAAUGCAGCUCUGUCUGCUGAAGUCAUUCUUUCUCGAGCUCUCCCGGGAAGAAGAAAACAAGAUCAGAGCUUGGUGGGUCCAUUAAUGGGGUCUUGUUUCAGUGUUCGAAUCAAAGCCGAGAGUCCUAUUCACGCUGGGCUUAACUCAAAACAUGUCAGCAGAGAUGGACAAGAUACGAGUAGCAGGAUUUCAUCUCCCUCUAUGCCACUGACCCCUCGGGGAGAGGGUGAAAUAUUGGAAUCGUCAAAUUUGAAGAGCUUUGGCUUUAAUGAACUCAAAGUAGCCACCAGGAACUUCCGUCCAGAUAGUGUGCUGGGAGAAGGUGGUUUUGGCUGUGUCUUUAAGGGUUGGAUUGACGAGCAUACAUUUAAAGCUGCAAGGCCUGGUAUUGGCAUGGUUAUUGCAGUGAAGAGACUAAAGCAAGAAGCUCUCCAAGGUCACAAGGAAUGGUUGACAGAAAUUAAUUAUCUGGGGCAGUUAUAUCAUCCUAAUCUUGUGAAAUUGAUUGGGUACUGCCUAGAGGAUGAACACCGAAUGCUGGUAUAUGAAUUCAUGCCCAAGGGCAGCCUGGAAAAUCAUCUAUUCAGAAGGAGUUCUUACUUCCAACCACUCUCUUGGAGUCUCCGUAUGAAGGUUGCUCUUGGGGCUGCAAAGGGUCUUGCAUAUCUUCACAGUCCGGAAGCAAAAGUGAUAUAUCGUGAUUUCAAAUCAUCCAAUAUUCUGCUUGAUUCUAAUUACAAUGCAAAGCUUUCUGAUUUUGGGUUGGCCAAGGAUGGACCAACAGAUGGUAAAAGCCAUGUAUCAACAAGGGUUAUGGGUACAUAUGGCUAUGCAGCUCCUGAGUAUAUGGCCACAGGUCAUCUAACUGCCAAAAGCGACAUAUACAGUUUUGGUGUGGUUCUUCUUGAAAUGCUGUCUGGCCGACGAGUAAUUGACAAGAACCGUCCACCUGGGGAAGAAAAGCUUAUCGAAUGGGCCAAGCGUUACUUGACUAGUAAACGCAAAAUUCUUUACGUUAUGGAUGCCCGUAUUGAAGGCCAAUAUUCAUUGGCUGGAGCACUCAAAGCAGCUACCCUUGCAGUCAAAUGUCUUUCAAUAGAACCCAAAUACAGGCCAAACAUGGAUGAGGUUGUAAAAACAUUGGAGCAGCUUCAGGACUCGAAAGACACGGGGAGUACUAAAAGUGAGGUACUCCGGAUGAAUCAAAGGAUACGCGCUGAUGAGUCUUCCAACGACAAGGCUGCUUCCUAUCCACGGCCAUCUGCUUCAACCAUUUAACCUUGAAGGAGCAUAAGGAUUUUGAUACGAUUACAAUUUGUGUGUACUAUUUCAAAAUAGAGGAAGAGGGUCUUAGGAAUUUCAGAAGCUGGAGUUGUAUUAAACCAUUGUUUUGUCACUUAACUGAUAGUGUACAGUCUUGUCAUGCACUUUUGUUGAUUAUAUAACAUUAAGAUUUCCUUUGAGGCAUCAAUAGACUUGAUUGUAUAUGCAGUAUGAUCAUAUGAGAAGAAAGGGAGAUUUGAAUCAAGG